AUGGGUGACGCGGCUAAUGGUGUCGCCGCCGAGGCGGAGCGCUUUGCCAUUGGUAUCUCCUUUGGCAACUCCUGUAGUUCAAUUGCCCGUAUCUCGCCGGAUGGCAAAGCUGAGGUGAUUGCCAACGAGGAGGGUGACCGUCAAAUCCCUACCGUUCUUUCGUACAUCGAGGGCGAGGAGUACCAUGGUACCCAGGCCAAGGCUCAGCUCAUCCGCAACUCCGGUAAUACCGUCGCAUACUUCCGGGACUACCUGGGCAAGGACUUCAAGUCGAUCGACCCAACUCCCUGCCACGCUUCCGCACACCCCCAGCAAAGUGACUCGACUGUUGCAUUUUCCAUUCGCGAUAGCCCCAGCGAAACACCCAACUCUGUCAGCGUUUCUGAGAUCACCACCCGCCACCUGCGCCGCCUGAAGCAGUCUGCUACCGACUUCCUUGGAAAGGAUGUCAACGCCGCCGUCAUCACUGUUCCCACCAACUUCUCCGAUGCCCAGCGCGAGGCUCUUGUCGCCUCCGCCAAGGCCGCGGGUCUUGACGUUCUCCAGCUUAUCGCUGAGCCUGUUGCCGCCGUCAUGGCCUACGACGCUCGUCCUGAGGCUACUGCCACAGACAAGCUGACUGUGGUGGCCGAUCUGGGGGGCACUCGCUCCGACGUGGCUGUCAUUGCCUGCCGUGGUGGUAUGUACACCAUCCUGGCUACUGCCCACGACUAUGAGCUUGGUGGUGCCUCCCUGGACCAGAUCAUCAUUGAUCACUUCGCCAAGGAGUUCAUGAAGAAGCACCAGGUCGAUCCCCGCGAGGAUAAGCGUGGUCUGGCCAAGCUGAAGCUAGAGGGUGAGGCUACUCGCAAGGCCCUCAGCCUGAGCACCAACGCUCAGCUCAGCAUUGAAUCCCUUGCCAACGGUAUUGAUUUCGGCUCUACCGUCAACCGUACCCGUUUUGAACUGCUCUCCGGGAAGGUCUUUUCCCAGUUCACUGGUCUAAUCGAGCAGGUCGUUAAGAAGGCCGGCCUCGAUGUUCUUGACAUUGACGAGGUCAUCUUCUCCGGUGGUACCUCUCACACUCCCAAGAUUGCCCAGCUGGCCCGCAACAUCUUCCCCGAGAAGACUGCAAUUCUGGCCCCCUCGACCCUCACCUCGGCCAUCAACCCCUCUGAGCUGUCCGCUCGUGGUGCCGCUUUCCAGGCCUCCCUGGUUCAGGAGUUCGAGCACGAGGACAUUGAGCAGUCCAUCCACCCCAUGGUCACUGUGACCCCUCACCUCAGCAAGGCCAUCGGUAUCGAGUUCACUUCUAGCACCGACACCACUUUCCAGCCUCUCCUCAACACCGAGACUGCCCUGCCUGCUCGCCGCAUUGCUCAGUACACUGCCCCUAAAGAGGGCGGUGACGUCCUGGUCCGUGUGUGUGAGGGUGCCCGUGAUAUCAAGGUCACCAAGCCCGAGCCUAAGCCCAAGGAGGAAAAGCCUGCUGAUGACGAGGACUCGGAAUUCUCCGAUGAGGAUGACGAGGAGGAGGAGAUUCGCGAGAUCGUUUGGAAGACGGAAAAGCCCGUUGCCGAGCUCGCCGUCAAGGGCGUUAAGGCCGGCGGCAAGGUCGAGGUCAUGGUCCACGUCAACCCCGACCUGGGUCUGCAGAUCGCCGUCCGCGAGGUUGGAGGCUCCACUGCUGUGCGUGGUGCUAUCAACGGCUCCGCGUAA
This is a messenger RNA of Penicillium argentinense, 1698 nucleotides long. RefSeq names its product ribosome-associated complex protein SSZ1. NCBI's taxonomy places the organism in Eukaryota, Fungi, Ascomycota, Eurotiomycetes, Eurotiales, Aspergillaceae. Bases 1 to 1698 code for a protein of 565 amino acids. The transcript has 3 exons. Gene Ontology annotation, cellular component: nucleus; cytosol. The record is from RefSeq and is a predicted model, not a curated record. Gene Ontology annotation, biological process: protein folding. Gene Ontology annotation, molecular function: ATP-dependent protein folding chaperone; ATP binding.